This is a messenger RNA of Caenorhabditis elegans, 1054 nucleotides long. RefSeq names its product Short-chain dehydrogenase/reductase 3 (gene dhs-4). Lineage: Eukaryota; Metazoa; Nematoda; Chromadorea; Rhabditida; Rhabditidae. Gene Ontology annotation, molecular function: all-trans-retinol dehydrogenase (NADP+) activity. Gene Ontology annotation, biological process: retinol metabolic process. The record is from RefSeq and is marked reviewed. The coding region runs from base 53 to 970 and encodes 305 amino acids. The transcript is spliced from 7 exons. Gene Ontology annotation, cellular component: membrane.
GACAAUCAUUUGGGGUAUUCUCAUUGUGGUCUACAUUUCAAAGACCUUGGAAAUGUUCGAUAUUAUUCUAGAAAUUGUCAUUUUACUAUUCAAUCUUCUUAUACAAAACUUGAUUUCCUUAAUCAAAUACGCUCUACCUUAUUCUCUUCUCCCCAAAAAAGAUUUAUAUCGUAAGAAAGUUUUGAUCACUGGAGCUGGAAAUGGUCUAGGAAAACUGUUGGCUCAAAAGUUUGCUGCUCGAGGAGCCACUUUGAUUCUUUGGGACAUAAAUCUUCAAUCAGUCGACGAAUUGAAAAACGAGAUUAGAGGAAAUCAAGGAGAAGCCCACUCUUAUGAGGUUAAUUUAUGUGACCCCGGAAAAAUUGCACAAGUUGGUCAACAAGUAAUAAAUGAUAUAGGAAAAGUUGACAUUUUGGUGAAUAAUGCUGGAAUUGCAACAGCAAAAAUGAUAUUGGAUAGCAGUGAAAAUGAGAUAAAUAGAUCGUUCGAUGUGAAUGUGAAAGCACAUUUUUAUACAGUUCAACAAUUUCUGCCAGCAAUGCUGAAAGACAAUAAUGGACAUAUUGUCACAAUUGCUUCAGCAGCCGGUAAAAUGGGAUCUUCUGGUCUAGCUGAUUACUCUUCUACAAAACACGCAGCAGUUGGAUUUCACGACUCAUUAGUUGCUGAAAUAAUGGAAAGUGAAAAAAAUGGAGUGAAGACAACACUUGUUUGUCCGUAUUACGUUCAUACUUCGAUGUUUGACGCCACUGGAGCAGCUACCAGAUUCCCUUGGAUUUUCCCAAUUCUGGACACUGAUUACGUUGUUCAGAAAAUCUUUGAAGCAAUUGAAACGGAACAAGAGUUUCUCGUAACUCCAAGAGCUUUCUAUUUGGUAUUUGCUGGAAUUCAGAUUCUUCCAUACAAAGCUCAGGCAAUGGUCGCACAAUUCUUUGGGCUUGUGCAAAACUUGGAAAGAUUCCACAAAUAGAUUUUGUAGUCUCCAUUAUAAAUAACUUCAUUUGUAACAAAUUUUGCAAAAACUUCAAUAAAAAUAAAGUUUAAACUUUUCUCA